This is a messenger RNA of Falco peregrinus (peregrine falcon), 1123 nucleotides long. RefSeq names its product biphenyl hydrolase like (gene BPHL). The record is from RefSeq and is a predicted model, not a curated record. Lineage: Eukaryota; Metazoa; Chordata; Aves; Falconiformes; Falconidae. The transcript is spliced from 7 exons. The coding region runs from base 225 to 1094 and encodes 289 amino acids.
UCCCUCCCGCCGGUCGGGGAACGGGGCUGCAGCGCCGGGGCGGCCGAAGUGCCCGUUGGGUCCCCGGGCACCUCUCUGCGGGCCGGCCGCAGCGCCCAGCGCAGCUCGCUGACAGGCGCCUCCGACCCGCCCGGGUCGCGGCCUCCACGCCCCGGCGCGGCCCAGCGCUGCCAGGGCAGGGCGGCAGCCCGCCCCGCCGGGGAGGGACGGGCUCCGUAGGCAAAAUGGCUCAACGGAGCGCGGGCCGGGCCCUCCGGGCGCUGCUGCUGCAGCCUCAAGCCCGGGCCGUGCCGCUCGCUCCCCGGGGACCGGCUGCCUCCUACGGUACUUCAAUAACAUCUGCCAAGAUUCAAGUGAAUGGAGUCCACCUGCAUUAUCAGCGGACAGGAGAAGGAAGCCAUGCAGUUCUUCUGCUUCCCGGAAUGCUAGGGAGUGGUCAAACUGAUUUUGGACCACAACUUAAGUCUAUGAAUAAGCAACUUUUCACAAUUGUUGCUUGGGAUCCUCGGGGAUAUGGACGGUCCAUUCCUCCAUCUCGAGACUUUCCUCCAGAUUUCUUUGAGAGGGAUGCAAAAGAUGCUGUGGAUCUUAUGCAGGCACUGAAGUUUAAGAAGUUCUCUUUGCUGGGCUGGAGUGAUGGUGGAAUUACAGCACUCAUUGCAGCUGCCAAGUAUCCAACUCUUAUCCAUAAGCUGGUUGUCUGGGGAGCAAAUGCCAGCGUUACUCAAGAGGAUGUGAGAAUUUAUAAUGGCAUCCGAGAUGUUUCAAAAUGGAGUGACAAGGUCAAGAAACCACUGGAAGAGAUGUAUGGACAUAGCUACUUCGCAAAAACCUGUGAGGCUUGGGUAGAUGGAAUAUCUCGCUUUGCUGAAAAAUCAGAUGGUAAUAUCUGCCAAGAGUUGCUGCCAGAUAUUAAAUGUCCCACAUUUAUAAUUCACGGUGAGAAAGACCCUUUGGUUCCACAAGCUCAUGCAGAAUACAUUCAUAAGCACAUCAAAGACUCUCGGUUGCUUCUGAUGCCAGAAGGAAAGCAUAACUUACACCUGCGUUUUGCAGAGGACUUCAACAGACAAGUGGAAGAUUUCCUGUGUUGACUUAAAUAGUAAAACAAGUUAGAGUUGUA